AGGACCUUUUUUAACAGUGUUUAUUCCUGAGGAUUUAAUCUUUUUACUCUAAUACUUUGUCUUUUUUCUUUUUUUAACAAGGCUAUGUCUAUUCAUAUAAUGGAUACACACAUCAGGAAAAUGGCACAGUUGUUGGACAAUGAUCAGUUUUUGGAAAAAGUUGGGGUGACCACAAAAUCCAGUCUACAGGGUGAUCACGCACUGUGGCAAGAUUUUACUAUGUCUCAUGUAGGACCAGAUAAUGGAUUGCUGGUAACACAUAUCAACAAGACACAAGAUCUGCUGAGAGUACAAAUGAAGAAAAUACAGUCUAAAAAGGUGCAAACCACAGAAGAAUGGCUAAGAAACUACAGUUUAGAAUCCUUGCAAUUAACAUUAGAGCAUCUGAUAAAUGAAGGCAAUAUUAUUUUGAAUUCAAGAAAUGGUGUUGAAGAGAUAGAGUUUACAGAAGAGACUGUUACGGAUUUUGAGUCCAGACUUUAUGAAGUGAUUGAACUUUAUCAGCAGAGAAUUCAGUGGCUGUUGCAGGACAGCAGAAAGGUGUUUGGCCUUAUAAAAGGAACCAAAGUUGGACUUGUGGUUGAUGUGUCUGAUAUGAGUUAUGGACGUAGACUACUGGAUUUUCAGAAGGACCUUUUGUGCUUAAUAGAUGAACAGCUAUGUUAUAAGAAGCAAUUGUACUGCCUCUCAUUCAGUACAGAAAUUUCACCUCUGUGGGAGAGUCCAAAAAACAUCAAUGUUCAUGCGCUGCAUGAAGCAAGACAGUGGAUACAACAGCUGGAGCCUGGUCGAGGCUGCAAUUUGCUGAAAGCCUUAAAACAUGUCCUUACGAUGAAAGAACUGAAUUCUCUGGUUCUUAUUGUAGGAAGCUGCCCUGAUCAGUCUUUGGAAAUAUUGUCUGACUAUGCUCAGCAGUGUAUGGUGGGGAGAAAACUGCAGACUCAUGCUGUUACAUAUGAUUGCAGCAAUCCUGCUUCUCUCGCAGUUCUAAAGAACCUUGCAGAAGCUGUAAGAGGCCGUUAUCAUUGCUACUCUUCAAAGGGAGAGAAUUUUGAUAGCAGUGAUGUUCAUCUGCUACUUCAGGAAUCCCAGAAAGCUAAGGACCUACUCAAGAACAUCAAGCAGACUUUUCGAAGAAGAAUUCAUAGCUCACUUAUUAGUAGAAUAGCAGAUGUUUCCACAGAAUUUGCAAAUACACCACCUUCUAACUUCUUACCAAAGCCUCCAAAGCACGAAGGACCAUUAGUUAUUCAAACACCGUGUGUCCUGGCCAAAACCUCAACAGACUGGUUAAAGACAAAUGGAUUGAAAGCUAAAAAGUUAAACCUUUAUCAAGUUUUGGCUCCCAAUGCCUUCUCUCCUGUGGAAGAAUUUGUACCUAUUCUUAAAAAAACAGUAUCAUCAACUCUACAUGAGAAAGCAAUGAUGCAGUUUGAAUGGUAUGAUGGAACUGUGAAAAAUAUCCACGUUGACCUGCCAGUAUUAUACAACUAUCAGAAACUCCUUGCUAAAAUGGUAAGAAUCUAUGAGAAACGAAUUGACUGGCUAUCUGUUGCUAGCAGAAGAAUAUGGGGAAGUGUUUGUGAAAGGAGGGUGGUUAUACUUGUUGAUAUAUCAGUGACAAACUCUAUGUACAUCAUCCAUAUCCAACAUUCUUUGCGACUUUUACUUGAGGAACAAAUGUCAAAUAAGGAUUACUUCAAUAUUAUAGCAUUUGGGAGUGACAUUAUGCCUUGGCAGCUGGAACUGGUUCCUUCCCAACCAGAAAAUUUACAAAAUGCUUGGAGGUGGGUGUUGAACUUGCAGUGCAAAGGGAGUAGAAAUUUCAUGAGUGCUCUCAGGAGAGCUGUGGAAGUGGACUUCAAAGACAAAGAUAAACACAAAUCACAAGGACUUUACCUGCUGACUACUGGAAUACCUGAUCAGGAAACACACACAGUCAGUGCAUAUGUGGCUGAAGUUUGCAGAGGUUUUGAUUUGCAGCUUCAUGUCUGUUUGUUCAGUGUAAUGGAGGACAUUGACUCCAAUAGGAUUAUGCCAGCCCGCUAUGCUAACCCAACUGAAACUGCCAUUGCUUUUAAAGAAAUAGUACAGGCAGCCAACGGGAGAUUUCAUUGGUUUGGAGAAGCAGGUAUUUUUGAAAGUGAUGAUAUCACUAUUAUUGUGUCUGAAAUGGAAAAAGCAAACAACUACUCCCAAAAGUGUGCCUUCCUAGUGGAAUCCUUAAAGCAACGUUCAAUGAAUCAGUCUGUUAAUCCAUUUGUACCAGAAGAGGACUCAAAUGCGCUUACGAAGAAAGAGAAAAGAAGGCCGCAGCAGUUGCCAUCUCCUAGACCCACAGCUCUCAGUCUGGCUAGAAUGUAUAUUAAAGACAAUCAUGGUGCAGAGAGAAGUACUUCCAUAAACAUACUGGCAUGGCGUCCUACUAGUGCCAAAGCAGGAAUUCCACCAGCACAAACAAUAAAAGAAUGGCCUCAGACUAACAAUAAAAGAAAGCAUAAACCAAGGAAGCAGCCAGAGUUUUCUGUGUCCGUAUUUUAUACUGAUAAAGGAAGAAAUGUGGGUACAGUAUACCGAAAGUAUCCAAAGAUAAUGUGCGUAAGAAAGUCUGUUCCCUCUGUUACAUUGCCAAAAAAAGAGGAAAUCUGUUCAAGCAAAGAGUGGCUGACCAAGUACAGUAUUAAAAAGCUUAAACUGGAAUUGCCCAGACUGAUGUUUGGUCCAGGCUGUACUCACCAAAAGAAAACUGUGGAGUCUCUGCACAAGAAAGUAUCGGCAAAAUACUGUUCUAUCUUCCCUAGUGUAGAAAUCAAUGGGGUUGUGAAACAUCUGCAGUUUCAAUCUAAAGAACUGGAAAUCUACACUGAACAACUGGAGAAAGUAUUGCAGCGCUAUAUACAAAGAAUACAGUGGCUUCUGUCAGGAAGCCGAAGAUUGUUUGGUACCAUUUUAGAAGCAAAUGUCUGUGUUUUGAUUGAUACAUCUGGUUCCAUGGACCCAUAUUUGCCACAUAUCACAAAAGAACUUACCUCUCUUAUCUGGGAACAGCUGAGAAAAAAUGAAGUCAGGUUUAACCUGCUGAGAUUUGCAGAAAACACAGAGAGUUGGAAGGAGUGUCUUGUAGAGGCAAAUGAUCAAACAUGUCAUGAUGCUGUGCAGUGGGUAUCCAAAUUCCACGCUCAUGGUAAUACAUGCAUCCUUAUGGCUUUACAGAAGGCUCUCAGUUUCAAAGGUAUAGAGGCACUGUACAUAUUGACUGAUGGAAAACCUGACACCAGUUGCAGUCUGAUUUUGAAAGAAAUUGAAAGACUGAGAAAGAAACAAGAUAUUAAAAUCCACACCAUUUCUUUUAGCUGUACAGACAGAGGAGCUAAUGAAUUUCUGAAGAAGCUUGCUUCCCAAACAGGAGGGCGCUACCAUUGCAGUUUUGGAGAUGUGGAUGGACAAUUAGCAGCACACAGAAUGUUGACAGCGGGGCUUGAUGUUGAAGAUGAUCCAGUUUUCCCGUACUUUGAAGGAGAUGAUUUAAAGAAACUUAUUCAAGAAGUAGCAAAAGCUAGAAGUUUCUUGAAACAGGCAAAAUCUUUGAGGUUAUUACUACAAAAAUGGAAUAUAAAGCAAAAGGACAAUUCUGGCUUUAAAAAAAGUGCUCAGGAUUAAAUUUUAGACCAAGAAAAGACGCUGAAGAGGUUUGGAGUGGUUCCACUCGCCUGCUUCUUUUCAGAGUGUGCUUAAAGCUUCCAGCUUCAAGGAAAGAGGGAAGAUGUAUUCUUUGUUGUCUCUGAACUUCUGGCAAGAGAAGUUACAGAUGAUAAGUGCUGUUGACUUAUUCCACUUGCAGACUUUGCAGGACUCAAAGUAAAUCAAGCCCUGAACUCUCCAAAGUUUAAACAUAAGUAGAAGAUAUUUCUCAAUAUAGCUAAUACAAAGUUUAAGUGUCAUGUAUUUCUAAUACAAUGAGUAGUUAUACAGGGUCACAAUUUUUCUUUCUCUUCUAUUCUACUGCAUCAUACUAAUAAUUGCUUCAAUCAGUUGGUGGUAUGUCCAAGAUGUCUUUUUUGGCAGUUGGUUUGAGACUUGUUUGCUGGUGCUCAUUAUCGCUAACAGACGGGACAGAUGGCUGUGAUACUAGAAAGAGAAUUCUUUAGCCAGUUUCACGGAAAACAAAGCUGGGAAUGAAUGUUUUUGCCAAAAGAAGUUUGCUAAUAAUUAUUUCCACUCUUCGCUUUUUUUGUUGGCAGUAGAGGAUAUAGAGACAUGCAAACAAGUAAUAUUGUGUUGCUCAUAAAGCCUGGUUAUAUUUGUGUAACCAGACACUGCCAGACUUCUAAGCAAUUCUGUUAAGUUCUUAGGUGUUUCCUAUCCUAGAAAGAUUAAAAAUAUGUUUGCCAGUACUGUGUAAGAAAAUCCAGUUUAAGCUAACUGCAGUAAUGAGGCAUAUAUUUUUCCAGUUGAUUUAUGAAAUACAUUUUUUUUUUUUAACGAAGAACUCUGCAAUGACAGCUCAUUAGUAUUUUUUAGGUGUUUACUGUUGUCUUUCAGAGGGUUAGGAUUCAUCUCAGGUGUUUAAUAUAUGUAAUAUUUAAUGAAAUGGAUUCAGACUGCAAAAUUCAGAUACUUGAUCUGAGUUUAUUCAGGAGCCAUUUGCAUCUCCUGAGUUCCAGCUGAUGGGAGUGAUUAGAUAUAAGUUGAUAUGGGAGUUACUAUCUUUUCUGUCCCUCCAUCUGUUUUGUCUCCAUAAAGAAUUAAAAAUUAUUUCUAUCAUAAAAGUCUCUUUUUAGUGUUGUAUGCUCUGCAGCAGCUGACUCCUGCCUUCCAUGUUAGUAUCAGCCUACUGUGGAAUACUGCAGUUAAAAUGGUGCUUUGUGCUAGGCAUCACUUUCUCUGAUUUUAUUAGUAUGUGCAUUGGUAUGUGUGUAACUGCUGAGAUGCUUUGAUAUGAAAACGUUAAUUGUAAAUUAAUAGGAUUAGUUACAUUUUUAUUUGGGGUAUAUAAAUAUUAGAAUAUGAUCUCUGAUAAAAUGAGUGGAUUUGUACUAAUGGAAAUGUAAAACAGUAAAUCUAGGUAGAAAGGAUGAGGUUUCUGUAUUGCCAAAAAGAGAUUCUUAUUUAUUCCUCGGAGGAUUUAAGAAAUGUCACAAUACUGUAGCAUAGAUUCUGAUACUCUUAUAAAGGUCCUUUAAAAGAACCUUAAAAGGAAAUAUACUCGUGCAGGUAUGUUAAAUGAUAUCAGAGACUUUUUGUGAAAUAAGAUAGUAAUGCACAUGUCAGAUUUUGCAAAUGUGGAUAAGCAUCAGAAUAUUUCAGUGUGUUGUGUUAGGUUGCAAUCUGUCACACCUCCCAUUUACAGCCUCUUUUUUUUAGACUGAUUGUCAAUGGAUCUAUGUAAUCCCAAGUUCACAGCAACCUACUAAUACUCAUCUCUUCACUCAGUUGUUUGUUUUGGUUUAGACUGGUCAUUUGUUUCUGUGGGCAGAGCAUAGCAAGUUUCUCUGGUUCACUUGAGUAUCCUCCCAGACUUAAAGUAGGUGUUAGGAAUUCAGGAGUCUUCUCUUUGCUGGUGGUAUGAGCUAAGGGUUUCCAAGUCUCCUGCUGAAGACAAAUGCAACUGAAAACUAAGGAACAAAUGUUGAUGUUAGAAUUUUUGUAACCGCAGAAGCUAUAAAAUAGUUGGGUGUUACAGUAUUUAGCCAUUGCAUCCCAUCCAACUUCACUUCUUUUGUGUUUUCAGGCUGUAGCCUCUCCAUGCUUCUGAAGCCUUCUUGUCUUGCAGGCUGGUCAGUCCUGCUAUCUACUCAGAGCAGCUUCUUCCUUUAAAAUGUAGUUUCUGUCUCCUGCCUAUCACCUACCUGGAAACUCUCAUCCUACCUGCUUCCAUCAAUCUGAGGGCUAAUUUGUCAGGAAAACAUUUUAAGGAGAUGAUUCUUAAGAUGUGAUGACCUGAUUAAUGGAGUGCUCUGUUAAUGGCUUUUCAAUGUUGAUCUGUCAUGUAUAUGUCAUUUGCUUUCCUGGUUUAUGCUUCCUGGAAUGCAAUUCCCUGUAUUCAAGACAUAAUAAAAGAGGAGUUUUAUAAUUGACAAA
This is a messenger RNA of Harpia harpyja (harpy eagle), 6081 nucleotides long. It is a transcript of the gene VWA3A, whose product is annotated as von Willebrand factor A domain containing 3A. The record is from RefSeq and is a predicted model, not a curated record. The transcript has 33 exons. Bases 85 to 3660 code for a protein of 1191 amino acids. Lineage: Eukaryota; Metazoa; Chordata; Aves; Accipitriformes; Accipitridae.